AUGAUUAAGAGCAUUCACACACAGGAGGCCCACACAGGAAGCCCACACAGGAGGCCCACACAGGAGGCCCACACAGGAGGCACACACAGGAGGCCCACACAGGAAGCACACACAGGAGGCCCACACAGGAAGCCCACAGAGGAAGCACACACAGGAGGCCCACACAGGAAGCACACACAGGAAGCACACACAGGAGGCCCACACAGGAAGCACACACAGGAGGCCCACACAGGAGGCCCACACAGGAGGCCCACACAGGAGGCCCACACAGGAGGCCCACACAGGAGGAGCCACACAGGCACACAGGCCCAGGAGCCCACACAGGAGGCCCACACAGGAGGCACACAGGAACAGGAGGCCCACACAGGAAGCACACACAGGAGGCCCACAGAGAAGCCCACACAGGAAGCACCACACAGGAGCCCACAGAGGAAGCACACACAGGAGGCCCACACAGGAGGAAGCACACACAGGCCCACACAGGAGCACACACAGGAGGCCCACACAGGAAGCCCACACAGGAAGCACACACAGGAGGCCCACAGGGCCCACAGGAGGAAGCCCACACAGGAAGCCCACACAGGAGCCACCCACACAGGAAGCACACACAGGAGGAGGCCCACACCCACACAGGAGGCCCACACAGAAGAGGCCCACACAGGAGGCCCACACAGGAGGCCCACACAGGCAGCACACACAGGAGGCCCACACAGGAGGCCCACACAGGAGCACACACAGAGGCCCACACAGGAGCACACACAGGAGGCCCACACAGAGAAGUCCCACAGAGGAAGCAGUAGAGACAGUAGAGUCACCACACAGGAGGCCCAGUAG
Messenger RNA from Oncorhynchus nerka (sockeye salmon), 834 nucleotides. RefSeq names its product filaggrin-2-like. The record is from RefSeq and is a predicted model, not a curated record. Lineage: Eukaryota; Metazoa; Chordata; Actinopteri; Salmoniformes; Salmonidae. The transcript has a single exon. The coding region runs from base 1 to 834 and encodes 277 amino acids.